This is a messenger RNA of Closterium sp. Naga37s-1, 618 nucleotides long. Lineage: Eukaryota; Viridiplantae; Streptophyta; Zygnematophyceae; Desmidiales; Closteriaceae. The record is from the annotation of a GenBank genome assembly.
AUGGCGUGCCACGCUCCGAAUCCAACGGCUCUCUCUCCACGGCUGCGCGAGUGGGCGGAGGAGCGACAUCUCGCCGUCGCCAUCCCGUCUCCGCCGGACUGCAUCUCCGAUUUCCCCGAGGAGCAUCGCUCCUCGCCGUCGCUGCAGGAGCAGCGCCGCCUGCUGCUCGGCUCUCGCUGCGGCACUCCGCGUUUCCUCUUCCGCCACGCUUCCGCCGCUUCCUCCAGUUCUUCCCCGCGCCCGUCCGCCGCCGUCCGUUCCGCCACGUGCCAACCCGCGGCCUCAGCGCCAGUCGAUCACGUCCCAGCAGCCGAACGGUCGUAUACAAGUUGCUCCGAUUCCGGCACCGGCCACUUGAUGAAGCUGGCGCGAUGCGAUCUUCUCGGCUCGCGCUGCGGCACACCGAGGCGCGCUGCCGGCGCGGAUCCGCGGGCUUUCCACCGCCGCGCGCGCAGCGUGACGUGGGACCUCCCGCGGGACGAAAUCCCCUUCUCGCACUCCAACCCCGUCCCCUCCCGCGGGUGUCUCCGCCUUCUGCGCGCGGACUUGCUGGGGUCGAAAUGCGGAACGCCCAAGUUCCGCGCCCCUGCGGAGCCAGAAGCCAUCUGGAGCGUGUAA